AUGGCGAACCCAAAGAAAAUCGGAACUCCUUGGCCUGAAUUCAACGACGGUCUUUCCUAUCACGACGUCGUUCGACCCUCCGACGCUGGUUCGACACUAAUUGAAUUUUACUCCAACAAAUACAAAAGUUCAGCUCCAUUACAAGGUUGGUUGCAGCGUAUAAAAAAUGACCAGAUUACAGUUGAUGAAGAAAUUGUUACUGAUCCAAACACACUGCUCAGAAUUGGCUCAAAGCUAGUCUAUAGCAGACUUCCGUGGAAAGAACCCGAUGCACCGCACACCAUAGAAGUCUUGUAUGAAGAUGAUGAUAUUAUAGCUCUAAAUAAGCCUUCUAGCCUGCAAGUUCUGCCUGGAGGUCUCUUCCAGCAAAGAACAGUUUUAACACAGCUUCAAUGGGAAACAAGCAAUGAAAGUACCUCUCAAGUACACCAAAAGCCUCAGCCUGUUCCCGUGCAUCGUCUAGGGAGGGGAACUUCAGGAAUUUUAUUAUGUGCAAAGACAAAACUAGCCAGAGCUAAUCUUGCAUCUUAUUUUGCUGAUGGAACAUCUCGCCUAGGAGGAAAAAGAGAUACAAACCAAGAGCCGGGAAAGAUUGCAAAGAUAUACCGAGCACUUGUGAGUGGGAUAAUUGAUAAUGACACGGUGACUAUUAAUCAACCAAUUGGAAUUGUAAAAUAUCCCGGUGUUGCUAAAGGGCUAUAUGUUGCUUCUCAUUCAGGGAAACCAGCACUCAGUGUAGUGGACAUUCUAGAAAGGAAUGUAAAAGAAAAUAGCACAUUAGUACAGGUGAAGAUUCAAUCUGGACGACCACAUCAAAUCCGCAUUCAUCUCUCUUUCAUAGGGCAUCCUUUGUUAGGUGAUCCUCUUUAUACUGUUGGUGGGCAGCCAAAAUGCUUGGAUUUCGACUUCGUGGAUGAGAGUUUUGCUAAAGAUGGGGGUUAUACAAGGCCUGCCAAACCAGUUCCUGGAGAUUGUGGGUAUUCUCUGCAUGCACAUAAGUUGUUUCUCUCCCAUCCAAUAACUGGUGAGUUAAUCGAAAUUAAUGCACCACUUCCGUCCAUCCUCCAAACACAUGAAGAAACUAAAGAAACAGCUAUUGUGCAGCAGACAACUGCUUAG
Messenger RNA from Lathyrus sativus (Indian pea), 1119 nucleotides. NCBI's taxonomy places the organism in Eukaryota, Viridiplantae, Streptophyta, Magnoliopsida, Fabales, Fabaceae. The record is from the annotation of a GenBank genome assembly.